CCUAAAGGCACUUAUGAGGAUUACAUAGAAUUCAUCAAGCGACUCCCGUUCAGCCAGCAUCCUGAGGUCUUCGGCUUACAUGAAAAUGUUGACAUAUCGAAGGAUCUGCAGCAAACAAAAAUCAUUUUUGAGUCCUUACUCCUCACUCAGGGGGGGGCCGUCAAGGAGGCUCCUCUGGGUCCAGUGAUAACACCUUAUAUGAGAUAGCCAGUGAUAUACUCAGCAAGCUUCCGAAGGAUUUUGACAUUGAGGCAGCUCUUCAGAAGUUCCCUGUGAGAUAUGAAGAGAGCAUGAACACUGUGCUGGUACAGGAGAUGGAGAGAUUUAAUAAUUUAAUCCGAACUAUCAGGACCACACUUCAAAAUCUACAGAAAGCCAUCAAAGGUCUGGUGUGAUGGAUUCAGAACUGGAGGCUCUGUCUAGCAGUUUAAUUGUAGGGAAAGUUCCUGAAACAUGGGCCAAGCGUUCUUACCCCAGCCUAAAACCUCUGGGAAGUUACAUCAAUGAUUUCCUGGCCCGGCUGAAGUUCUUACAGAACUGGUGUGACUCUGGCAAGCCACAUGUGUUCUGGCUGUCAGGGUUUUUCUUCACACAAGCAUUUUUAACCGGAGCCAUGCAGAAUUAUGCAAGAAAAUACCAAAUUCCCAUUGAUCUUCUAGCAUAUGAGUUUCAGGUUCUACCUAUGGAUACUUCUGACACCUCUCCAGAAGAUGGUGUUUAUAUUAAUGGAUUAUUUUUGGAUGGAGCUCGGUGGGACAAGAAGAGUGGCGUGAUGGCAGAACAACACCCCAAAAUCUUAUUUGACUUGGUGCCGAUAAUCUGGAUAAAACCUAAUAAAAAAUCUGAUAUAAAGAAGACCAAGUCAUAUGUGUGUCCUCUCUACAAAACCAGUGAACGGAAGGGCACCCUGUCCACUACAGGCCACUCCACCAACUUUGUCAUUGCCAUGCUGCUGCCAACAGAUAAACCAGUCCAGCACUGGAUAAAGAGAGGGGGUCGCCCUCCUCUGCCAGCUAGAUGACUAA
Messenger RNA from Staurois parvus, 1025 nucleotides. The record is from the annotation of a GenBank genome assembly. NCBI's taxonomy places the organism in Eukaryota, Metazoa, Chordata, Amphibia, Anura, Ranidae.